Messenger RNA from Doryrhamphus excisus (bluestripe pipefish), 3185 nucleotides. RefSeq names its product beta-2 adrenergic receptor. The record is from RefSeq and is a predicted model, not a curated record. Gene Ontology annotation, cellular component: membrane. Gene Ontology annotation, biological process: G protein-coupled receptor signaling pathway. Gene Ontology annotation, molecular function: trace-amine receptor activity. Lineage: Eukaryota; Metazoa; Chordata; Actinopteri; Syngnathiformes; Syngnathidae.
ACCGGUGUAGCAUCAUUGGUGAUUAGCAAAAAUUCUGACGACGAGAAUGUCUUUUUAACAUCAUCCUGUUUCAACUUUGGAGUGUGUGUGAAGGAAACGUACCGUCCUCAUGCAGCCUCGGCCACUGGCGAGCAUCAGACCGGUGUAGCGGCGGGGUGGGGGCUCCUCUGUCAUCAUCAACAUCACCAUCCAAUAGAGGCUCCAGGCGGGGACACUUUUAAAGCGUUUCUCAGCAGCUCAGCCGACCAGAGUGUGCAUCCUCCUCCAGCGUCCUCACUGCGGGACGUCACUUUGCCAACAUGGACGAGAGGUGCCUUUGAAGCGGGGAGGCGAAGCUUAACGACGCCGGUGCCUUCAUGGAAGUGACCCUUCAAAGUGGUAAUGUGAGCAAGCGGCCUCAGUUUGUCCAAUGAUUGACACCAGUACGCCGGCCAUGCUGGACAGAACCGGGCCAGCGCACUGCACAGUGUGCUGCUGCACGCUGGCCAACAAAAUCCUCAUGGUGGUUUUCAUGGUGCUGCUGAUCCUGGCCAUCCUGUUCGGGAACCUACUGACGCUGGCAGUGGUUCUGGGCACCAAACACUUUCACACGCCUCAGGGGUACCUGAAGGCCUCGCUGGCCGUGGCCGACCUGGCGGUGGGAGUCUUCGUGGUGCCACUUUCAGUCUACGCAGAGGUCUACCUCAUGGCCACCGACUCCGCCCCCGAGUGGACGGCGUCCAACUCGCAGUCGGUGAGUUUUCACCCUUGCAAUGUCAUCGGGCCCAUCUUUGCUGGAUGCACAUUGGUGUCCAUCACCACCAUAUUCUUGCUGACCAUCGAGCGGAGCAUUGCCGUGCUGCGCCCGCUGCACAAAGACUCCGUGAUAACCCGCAAAAGGACCACCAUCCUCAUCGUGCUCUCCUGGCUGGGGAGCUUCUUCCUGGCCGUGUCGCCCAUGGUCUUCAGCCGUGAGAUCGCCCUGGAGUACAACCCCUGCAGCCGCAUGUGCAACUAUGCACUUGGGACCAUCAGCGAGUUCCCCUCGCAGGCGUGGAACAUCCUCCUCCUCUUCCCGGCCUUCGACUUCACGCUGCUGGGCGGCACGGUGGCCAUCAACAUCAUCUCGCUGUCCAGCAUCAGGCAGCACUCGAAACGCAGGAAGCACCUGGCGGAGGCCGAGUGUCAGAGUGCCACUAAGCCCAGCUUUUCUGACAUUAAAGCGGCCAAAACCAUCGGGACACUGACGGUAGCCUUCAGCGCCUCCUUCACGCCCAUCGCUGUCUUUGUGGUGGGCAACGUUUUGGGAAACGAGUGGUGUAACUUUUCCUUUUUUGCCUUCUGGAUUUUGGCAGCCAACAGCUGCUGCAACGUGAUCAUUUACAGCGUACGCGAUCAGAAGUUCAGGCUUUGUGCACACAAGCUGCUCAUGCCUCUGCAGAAGAGCGAAGCAAACAAGAGCUGCAGACAGACUUGACCUUUCAGUAUUUAAACACGCUUUGCUGUGUGACGUCUUAUGAACGCUGAUCAUUGUGGGAGUGGCUAGUCUUGUUCUGUGUCAAGAUGUGGAAUGGUUCUGUAGCUCAGCUCCUCAUUGAAAAAGUGUGAUGCAGACCAACAUCUCAUAUAUCACAACAAAGUUCCUCAUAAAAACACGCGUCUGCGCUUUUUGUGUGGUAAAAUGUGUCCUUUCCAGCAUUGUGCUUGACUUGUAUGGAAAUUACGUUUCUAAGUGAUGUAUUGGAAUUGUUUUGGAGUGGUUGUCAUGUGACAGUCAUGUGAGUAUCCCAGGAUAUGGCUUCCCUAAAAUGGCAAAGUGUCAGGUCGAAAAGCUCUUUUGCCAUUCAAUGUCAUUUUAAAGCCAGGGUCAAAGAUUACAAUUCUCGUGUUUUUACAAGGAGUAAAAACACGUUAGAAUAUUCGACGAUUCGAUUCAGAGUCUGAUUAGACAACAAAUCUCCCCGUGGAAUAGGAUGAAAAUGUCACAUGACCAAGAGUGUGCCAUUCUGGGAAUUCUUAGUUUUUCUUAUAAAUAGCCUAUUUUGAUUUGAAAAAAAACCCACCCUAAUUUGUGUUAAUAAAGAAUUGAAAAAUACGUGUGUGUUUAACAGAAAACCUAUACUUACCAUGAAUUAUUAAAAUCACCUGCUUCAGUGAACACCACAGACACUUAUUGGCUACUAAAAAAGUCAUCCAAAGUGUGAAAGUAUUUCAAAAAAGUUAUAUAUUACAGUUAAAUAGUAGUUUUUGUCCACAACAUCUUACAUAUCACGCGACAACCUACAUGGCUGUUAACAUUUAAAGGAAAACUGCACGUUUUGGGGGGAAAAUUUGCCCAUCAUCCACAAUCUUUACAUGAGACAUGAACACACGUCUUUCUCUUUUCUGUGCUUUCUAAAGAUAAAAAAACUGAUAAAAAGAGACAGCUCAUUACCGCAUGGAAUGGGACACACAUAUGCUGUCUACAAACACUGCUAUUAAAACACCUCCAAUAAGGUUGAAUGGUUUUACUGCAUAUAUACAUACAUGCUGUAACCAUGCAACAUUCAUGAUAGCAUGUAAUACUUUUUACUGUAUUUUGGUCCAUUUAAGCAUUACUGGAAUGUCAUUCCUUAGCGCAUUGCUUUCACAUAUCCAUAGACACAAACGCCUAUACCUAAACUCAGAAAGAAAACCAUAGCAGCAGUGAUGGCAGCGCCAAUAUGUAGCCUUACCUUUUUGGUAGGAGUCUAACGCAAUAUAAGCACAAAGCUAACGCGCUUCCGUGUGGUGUGGCGAAGUGUCAGUGCGCCAGUAAUGUAAUUUACGGCUUUUUCCUGAUUAUGGAGUCUCCACAGCGGAUCUUUUAACAAUGUUAAUAAUAAUCAUAAUAAUUGUGUUGGUGUGGCUUGGUUAAUAUGCACAUGAAUGGAGCGCUGUUAGCGCUUUUUGGAUUUGAAUAUGUGCUUCCCAUUAGGUACAGUAAUGAGCUGUCUCUUUUAUCUGUAUUUAUAUGUUUAGAACGCAUAUGUGUUCAUGUCUCACCAAAGGAUUGUGGAUGAUGGGCAAAAGUACAAAUUUCCUUUAAAACCUGACUGUGGAUUUUAAUCCAAUAAAAUUAGGUUGCUAACAGUUUAGCAAGCUGUUGUUUUACAAGACACGUUCCUAUUUUGUUUGCGCUUUUCUGAUGUAUGAAUGCGAUAGUAUUUCGGUUUUGUUUGUCUUAG